This is a messenger RNA of Geosmithia morbida, 237 nucleotides long. RefSeq names its product ribosome assembly protein 3. Gene Ontology annotation, biological process: ribosomal large subunit assembly. Gene Ontology annotation, cellular component: preribosome, large subunit precursor. The record is from RefSeq and is a predicted model, not a curated record. NCBI's taxonomy places the organism in Eukaryota, Fungi, Ascomycota, Sordariomycetes, Hypocreales, Bionectriaceae. The coding region runs from base 1 to 237 and encodes 78 amino acids. The transcript has a single exon.
AUGCCUCAAGAAGACGGCAUUCAAUCUUCCCAGCCUCGGGCCACUUUUGAAUCGUACUAUCUUCAGAAGUCGACGCAGGAGCUUGCUGAAGACCUGGAUAAAGUGCGCGGCGCAGACGACUUCAAGGCAGAUUCGAUCCCUUUUCUCGUCCAUGCUCUCCAACAAGGAACCGUUCAGUUUAGCCAGGCUGAUCGUGAGCGUGUCACAGGCAUUCUCAGAGAUGGGAAAAAAGUCUGA